UAUUAUUAUUCAUCUUUGGUAUUGUUUCGGCGACUUCGCAUCAUUGACAAUCCCAACAGUCCUGAAACAAGAGGAACCUUUUUUUCCAAUCAACUGCACAACAGUAAGCCGUCAACGAACAAGAAGCAUGACGUUGAAACAAUUGUCCGCAGAGUGCCAACUGGACAGCGAUUUCUGCCCUGGAGGUGCCAAGGUCAAUCUCUUGGAAUACACCAAGGGCAAAAAGGUUAUCCUUAUGGGAUUGCCAGGAGCUUUCACGCCAACCUGGUAGGUGUCGUUCAGCUCGAUUUUGCUUUGGCGAUGGACCAGGUUUGACUUGAAUGGAAUUGAAUGGAACAUUCGCGUACUUGCAGGAUUUUGCUGUCUUGCAGGAGUGUUUUGUCGUCACAACGUGUGUCUUUGUUUAGGUACUUCGUGCUUAUGGAGAGGGAAGACAAAGCAGUGAUCGCUCUCUACCAUCAACAUCUGAACUCUAUCAUAGGGCUCUGCUCCUUUGCAUGACACAGACUACGAGUUGUGGUAUCUAGACGUUUCGCAUCGCAUCUUACCUUCCUUUUUCUUGUUUUGGCUUUCGUUCGUUAAACCUUCCGAUGAUUGUUUUUCUGUGGUAAAUUUCAUGCCGUAUCUUCGCGCUCGAACCGCAGAUCCACACGACAAAUUCCUGAUUACAUCAAGGCCCAAGACGGUAAGUAGGGAACUGGAUUGUAUUGAAUCGGAACUUUCAUCGGAAGAACAUUGAAAUCUCGAACGUCUAACUAACCAAUGUCUCCCUUACUUCACGAUUGGCAUUGUUCCGUGCACCGUACAACAAACAAACCUCGAUUCCGAAGAAUUAAAGGCCCUUGGAAUCGAGGAAGUCAUGCUCUACUGCGUCAACGACAUGGCCGUUAUGAAGGCCUGGGCCGAGGACCAGAAGGUCGGAGAGACCAUGAUUAAGUUUUACGGAGAUCCGACCAGCGCCUUUACGAGGUACAUGGAUAUGGAGAUGACCCAUCCCGGACCUGUGAGCGUCGGAUUGCUCGGCCGUUGCAAGAGGUUUGCCCUGUACAUCGACGAUGGAGCUGUCAAGUACCAGGCGCUGGCAGAGGACCUCGAUUUCGAUCCCGCUGGGGAUGACUUUCCGGAGAAGGUGCUCCCGCCGCAGAUGAUGGAGGCGAUCAAAAAGGUUCAGUCGGAGUAGUCUGCUACAAUGUGAUGCAAUGCGAAUAGCAGGGAUAAGUAGAAGAAAGAAUCACACACGCAAGCGAUUUUGUGAAAGGGAUGCUACAUAUAAUAGGGCAAAUACGAAAGACCGGAGGCCGCUUUUUGGUUGUGAGAAAUGUUGUUUUUUACAUUUUGCUUGAGAAACAGCAAAGGAAUCGAUAGAAAUGAGGGUUUGGUGAUUGCAAGAAUGACGAACUCCUGCUUCCAUUCCAAAAUUCGGUGCAUUCAGUGCACACAGAAUGCGGAAAGGGCGGGGAUCUGAGAAACAAACGAACAGACACACAGCAUGCAUGCAUUAUUGGCACGCGCCAUCUAUUCGUCUUGAUGGUUUGGUGUGUGUGCGGGGAUUUGCAAUUCAAUCGACCUCAUAUCUCUCUGUAAGCUUGCCGAUCGACACGCAACAACGAAAAGGACAAGACAAGCGGAAUGGAUGUUGCCAUCUCCUUAAUUUUAAAACUGUGCCACAGAAAGAUCUGCAAGCUUAGAAUGUUGUACCAUAGGUGUUUUUCAAAUGAAUUUUUAGUAUCAUC
This is a messenger RNA of Pseudo-nitzschia multistriata, 1733 nucleotides long. The record is from the annotation of a GenBank genome assembly. NCBI's taxonomy places the organism in Eukaryota, Bacillariophyta, Bacillariophyceae, Bacillariales, Bacillariaceae.